AUGAUUUCGCCCAAGGUCAUGAGUGAGCUGCAUCAGGCCAAGCUCGUGCCCACGCAAUUCACAGUGCCCAAGCCGGGUGAGCACGCGUGGUCGCCUGCUGAGCAGCGUCGAUUCUGGGAGGCCAUCCAGCGCUUUCCGCAGGGCCCCUGGACGGCCAUUGCCGCCUACGUGGGCUCCAAGUCUACCCGCCAAGCUAUGACCCACGCGCAGAAGCUUCGGCAAAAGCUCAGUCGAUGGAAACGUCGCGUACGUAGUGACUCGGUCAGCUCAGCGUGUAGUACGGGCUCCAACUCGAGUUCAUCGGCCACAGUGACUACCCCGGUUGACGGAUCUCAGUCGCCGCCAAUGUCACCGACGAAAUACGGCGAUAUUGGCAAGCUCAGUGUCAUGGAUCAUAUUGAGGAGGAGGAUGAAAAGAAGAGUGUGGAGGAUGACUGCGAACCGAUGGACAUCAAACCAGGGUUCAAAAGCGAAGUACAGCGGCUUGACGAUCAUGAGCAGGUGCACGAUGCACACGACGACCGCUACUUGGAGCAUCUGCUGACCGAUAUUGAGCCGGUAUUGGAACACGUCGCGCAUUUUACAAACGGUUCGCAUGGUCACAAUACGGAAGAGGCAACACGGCCAGUGGCGACGACUGACUACACCAGCGAGCAGGCAGUGUAUUUUACGCAUCAUGGUGACAUGGCUGCUUCGGAGCACAAGACCAUGGAGCACUCUGAAGCUGAAUUAGUUAAUAGUUAG
Molecule: messenger RNA, 744 nt
Organism: Phytophthora infestans T30-4
Lineage: Eukaryota; Oomycota; Peronosporomycetes; Peronosporales; Peronosporaceae
Exons: 2
Coding region: 1-744 (247 amino acids)
Source: RefSeq, a predicted model, not a curated record